This is a messenger RNA of Symbiodinium necroappetens, 1797 nucleotides long. The record is from the annotation of a GenBank genome assembly. Lineage: Eukaryota; Dinophyceae; Suessiales; Symbiodiniaceae.
AUGGAGUUUGUGAAGCAACUAUUCGAUGCUUUCACUACGGACUUUUCUCCUCAUCGUAUGGGCUGCCUACGCAACAAGAACAGCACCAACCCUGACCUGUCCGAUGUGGAGUUGUUCAAGGCCCUGCCGAUGAAAGAUUUGUGGGAAGAUGCAGAUCUGCCUGCAGUCUAUUUCUAUUUGAGACGCAACAAAUAUCUUAUGAUACCUCCUUCUUGGGAAGAUGCAAUCAGUCAGUUUGACAAAGAGUUGGAUGCCAAGGUUGCUGAGGCCAACUUGGCUUCUCUUAAGCAGCAGUUGGCUGCUGAAGAGCCGGCCCCUGUGCCAAGUGCUGUGCCAGGCAUAGGUGCUCCUGACAUUGCAAGUUCGAGCGGGAACUUUGUUCCCGGGGAUGCCACGACAGCCCUGGGAAAUCUUCGACUUCGGCGAUCUGAUACUGUGGAGAUGCUCAAGAAGUCUUCUAAGUACGAAGAGCAAUCUGCGCCCACAGAGAUUUCAAGCACCCCGCGGAAGCCUCCCACCUCAAAGAACCUCGGAUCCAUCGAUAUUGUCGACACCCCGGAGCCCAGUACGAACAAGAAGCCCUCGCCAGCCAGCGGGAGCCAGGCCCACGCUGAGAGGCAGAGCCGCCCGGACGUUAGAAGGCAGCUGUUCCCGCACCGAAGAGCGACCCCCAAGAAGAAGGUGAACACGCCAAAGCCCGAGGGCUACUGGAAGCUACUUGUCUUGUCCAAUAUGAAUACAGCUCGUGUAGUGCAAGCUAUCGAUGUGGAGGGGGUCCUAGAGAAGUGGCACAUCCAGAAGCGGAAGUCCGACGAGAUGGGUGGCAUGGUCACGAAGCAAUGGCUGAUUGAGGUGAGAAAGUUCACCCCGAGCAUGGCGGACAACGCCUUUGAUUGGGCCAGGCGCAACGGCAGACUCUACAAGUCGGAAAUCCAUGGAGAAGAAGAGGCUGAUAUUCCGCUUGAGUGGACGUGGAAAACAUCUAGUGAGUCAGGGCAGAAGACUGGCUUUUCGAGCUCCUUCAGCAUGGACGCGACUAGCCGCAUAAGUGGAACAGAUCCGAACUGUGCCCUCCUCGACGCGGAGAACGAGGACCUGGGCCGAACAACGCGAGCCCGCCAGGGCGAGGCCACGAGUGACUCCGUGGCUACGGCUCAGGCUGGGGCUUCUUUCAAGAUGUGCUUCCCCAGCUUGCAGCAGAAUGCCUCCCCCCUGGGCCUGUUAUCCUCCUACAUUUGUGUGCUGGGCAAGAAGAUUGACCUGGCCGAAACGGUGAAGGUUUCUGCAAAGUCGAUCGCCUUGGGCAUAUGCUUUGGGCUCGCACAGAAUGUGCAGACCUGUUUGGUGGAUAUGAAUGAGUGCUACAAGAAGUUGACGCAAGCGCAAGCCUCCGCAGCUACCACAGACAACGAGAAGGAGCUUGCCAGGUGCAAGGGGAAUGGUGGUGGCACCCCGGCCAAACCCAAGGCCCGACCCAAAGCCAAGGGAAAGGCCAAGGCUGUGGCAGCAAAGGCUCCUGCACGCGGGAAGAAGCGUGCCAGGAGAUAUGAUGUGGAGUGCUUCGAUAAAAGUCCUGGAGAUCUGGAUGAGGAUGACAAUCAGGAAGAUGGCUUUAUGGACGAGCUCCUGUCGGGGCUGUCUGGCGGGGGCUACGCGAUCGCACAUUGCAAUUGCUGGGCAAAUGUUCAGGAUCUUCCGAUGCCAACACCUGUCGGUUGCUACAAGGGCACCAUAUAUCCCAAGUGGAUGCCUGGCAGCGCGAUCUUCAAGAAUUCUGGGACCGCUACCAGCUCCUAG